Archocentrus centrarchus (flier cichlid) is the source of this 6750-nucleotide messenger RNA. It is a transcript of the gene gli2a, whose product is annotated as GLI family zinc finger 2a. The record is from RefSeq and is a predicted model, not a curated record. Bases 587 to 5146 code for a protein of 1519 amino acids. The transcript is spliced from 15 exons. Gene Ontology annotation, cellular component: nucleus. Gene Ontology annotation, biological process: smoothened signaling pathway; regulation of transcription by RNA polymerase II. NCBI's taxonomy places the organism in Eukaryota, Metazoa, Chordata, Actinopteri, Cichliformes, Cichlidae. Gene Ontology annotation, molecular function: RNA polymerase II cis-regulatory region sequence-specific DNA binding; DNA-binding transcription factor activity, RNA polymerase II-specific.
CUCAACAGCACCGCAUGUCUCUGCGACAACUGCGGAGAGACGCACACAAACCGCGUUUGCUUCAAACUUUUACGCGCAUCGAGACAGAAACUAAAGUAUGAGGUUAGUUUGCUGAGAGCGCGCACGCACGCACGCACCUCUUCGGGAAGAUGGAUUGUAAGAAAAAGUUGGACACUCCGCUCUGAAUCGGGACAGAGGAGAGCAGAGAGGGAGUGUAAUGUCGCGCAAACUUUGCGGCUUUCCAAACUUUUCCUAACUCGGUUCAUGGAGUUUCGCGUCCAGUUUGGAGAGCGUCGCUCAGCGCCGGUGCCAGCUCGGUUCUAGUUUACGGGAAUCUCGACUCCUGGCACGGUUCCCCCCACCCCACCAGCACCUCGGAGAAAAACACGGAGCUGGAAGAGCUUCGGAGAGAAAAGAGCCGCCAGUGAAGUGUUGGUGAAAGGGGAGCUGCUGAGCGGCGGUGGAGGAGAGGAACACUUGAAACUGAACGAGGCGCUAAGAAAAACACACACCGGGUCUCAUAACAAAAGUCCCGCAAGCCUGAGACGAAGAGGGCAGAAGUGUGUGACAGAAGUGGAAGGGCAGCAUGGAAACUUCAGCUCCAACAGCCACCGACAAGAAGGAGUGUAAGAGCUCUGGUCUGGAUGGAAGCAGCUUCUCAGAACUCCCAAAGAAACCCUCGCCCACCACGCUGACCAGAGGUGCGCACCACCUUUUCCCCACUUUUCACACACCUAUCCCCAUUGAUAUGCGGCACCACGAGGGGCGGUACCAUUAUGAGCCACACCCACUCCAUUCAAUGCACGGACCUCCUGGACUCACGGGCAGUCCAGUCAUCUCAGAUAUUUCUCUGAUUCGCCUGUCGCCCCACGCGGCGGCCGGGACGGGCGAGUCACCGUUCAGCCCUCCACAUCCUUACGUCAGCCCUCACAUGGAGCACUACCUACGCUCUGUACACGGCAGCCCCACCCUCUCCAUGAUCUCAGCGGCCCGAGGACUGAGCCCUGCUGACGUAACCCACGAGCACUUGAAGGACCGCGCCCUAUUCAGUCUCCCGCCUCCGCCGCCGGGAGCCAACCCCGCAGAGUACUACCUGAUGGCCAGCGCCAGCCAGAGAAGCCCCUACGGCGACCUGCUGAUGCAGAGCGGGGCGGCGGCGGCGGCGGCUGCAGCGGCCGCAGCUCACCUUCCAGAUUACAUCAGCCCUGUGGACGUAUCCCGUUUUUCCAGCCCAAGGCUGACACCCCGGCUCAGCAGGAAAAGGGCGCUGUCCAUCUCACCACUGUCAGAUGCUAGCAUUGACUUGCAGACCAUGAUUCGCACCUCACCCAACUCCCUCGUCGCCUAUAUAAACAAUUCACGCUCCAGUUCUGCCGCCAGCAGCUCCUAUGGGCACCUUUCAGUCGGAGGAAUCAGCCCCACAUUCAGCUUCCCCCAUCCCAUCAACCCAGUUGCCUACCAGCAGCUGCUGUCCCAGCAGAGGGGUCUCAACGCCUUUGGCCACACGCCUCCUCUCAUUCAGCAGUCGUCGUCCUCGUUCUCUGCUCGCCAGCACCCCCUCACUGCGUCACCCAUGGCCUCCCACAAUAGCACCAACUCCGAAGCAAACCAGAACUCCAGCGGAGACCCAGCAGUGAGCAGCACUGUCAACCCACUGACCACAAAGAGGUCAAAGGUCAAGACUGAAACCGAGGGUCCCCUGCCCAUUUCACCCUCAUCUCAGGACCACGGCGGGGGGAUCCUGGACCUGAGUGAAGAUCUGGAUAAGGAUGAGUGCAAACAGGAGCCCGAGGCCAUAUAUGAGACCAACUGCCACUGGGAGGGCUGCUCCAAGGAGUACGACACCCAGGACCAGCUCGUCCAUCACAUCAACAACGACCACAUCCACGGCGAGAAGAAGGAGUUUGUGUGUCGCUGGGAGGAGUGUUCACGGGAGCAGAAGCCCUUCAAGGCGCAGUACAUGCUGGUGGUCCACAUGAGGCGACACACGGGGGAGAAGCCGCAUAAAUGCACAUUUGAGGGCUGCUCGAAGGCUUACUCUCGCCUGGAGAACCUCAAGACCCACCUCAGGUCCCACACCGGGGAGAAACCCUACGUGUGUGAGCACGAAGGCUGCAACAAGGCCUUCUCAAAUGCCUCCGACCGCGCAAAGCACCAGAACCGCACACACUCAAAUGAGAAACCGUAUGUGUGUAAGAUCCCGGGCUGUACCAAACGCUACACGGACCCCAGCUCUCUCAGGAAGCACGUCAAGACGGUCCACGGACCCGAAGCUCACGUCACCAAGAAGCAGCGAAGCGACGCUCCGCCGAGACUACAGCCACCCAAAGGCAACGGGGAGAACGAGGCCAACUCCAAGCAUGGGGCGAGAGGCGUGGAUGGCAAGAUUGAGGCCAACAGCACCUCUAGAGGAGCGGAGGACUGCCUACAAGUCAAAUCUAUUAAGACAGAGAACUCUGUGACGUAUCAGUCCAGUCCUGGUGGCCACUCAUCAUGUAGCAGCGAGCCGUCGCCUCUCAGCAGCGCCAACAACAACGACAGUGGGGUAGAGAUGGCCGUGCACAGCGGGGGCAGCUUCGGGGACCUCAGCACACAGGACGAGUGCCCCAUGGUUGACUCCACUGUUCCCGCUGGGGGACAGCAGGCUGGGAUGGGGCUUCAGUUGAGGAAAGCCAUGGGUCACGGUGGCGCAGUCACCAUCAAGCUGGAAAACAUCAAGAAAGAAAGGCUGAAGACGGUGAGGGACCCCUGCCCCUGGGGUAACUCUGCGCCACAGCCACUGCAGGGCCAACGCAGCAGCAUGAAGCUGCCUCCCAUACCUGCAGUUGGAUCCCUGCUGGAGAGCUCCAACAUAAGCAACUUAAGUGGUUCGUAUCCUGCCCAACGCUUGGAUGACCUGUCAUCAUGUGAGGUGACGCUGCUGAACCAGCUGAAUGAGCGCCGUGACAGCACCACCAGCACCAUCAGCUCAGCUUACACCCUGAGUCGGCGCUCCUCCGGUAUUUCACCCUGUUAUUCCAGCCGUCGCUCCAGUGGGACGUCCCAGUUUGGCGCUAACCGCCAUAACAAUAUCAGUUCGGCCGACUCCUACGACCCGAUCUCCACUGACCUGUCUCGCCGCUCCAGCGAGGCCAGCCACUGUGGAGGCGGAGGUAUCAGUGCAGGAGGUGGAGCAGGCCUUCCAAGUCUUCUCAGUCUUACACCAGCACAGCAUUAUCGGCUCAAGGCAAAGUAUGCUGCUGCCAUCGGUGGAGCUCCACCUACUCCACUUCCCAACAUGGAACGAAUGAGCCUAAGGACUCGCAUGGCACUCUACAGCGAGUCCCAGGAAGGUUCAUCACACCCCUUCCAUCGGCCACCCUCUGGAACGGUGCCGAGGCGGUGCAGUGAUAUUGGAUAUGGCACACAGAGCAUGAUGCCCCACGAAGUACCCACCAGCCUGCCACGCCGUGCAAGUGACCCAGUGCGCCGUACCACACUUGACCCGCUCUCCUAUCCAAGGGUCCAGCGCUAUAACAGCAUGAGCAGCAUAAACCCCAUGAAUGCUCCCCCAGCUGCAGAAUGCCACCAGACACUGGCUGCGCAGGGCUACACUCGUUCCGACGGAAGCCUGCAACGCUACCCAUUUGCACCCAGACCACCGAGCAUUUCUGAGAAUGUAGCCAUGGAGAACAUGGCAGUAGAUGGAAUGAUGGCUGGGGGUGAGCAGGGUGGAGAGGAUGAUAUGGUGCUUCCAGAUGAUGUGGUGCAGUACCUCAGGUCACAGAAUUCUGACCCCUCUGGUCACAACUCGGGACAAGCCGACUAUAAUUCCAGCAGUCAGACUCAGGGUUUCCAGACAAACAUGGUUCCACCAGCAUCGUUUUUUGCACAGAGGAGGAUGGCCACGGUGGAUGCCAUGAUGGCUCAGUUCAGUCAGGAUAUGCAGUCCUGCCAGAUGGGUCCUGGUAGCUCCCAGCAGCCUUUCGCAGCACCAUCAGACAACGUGAACAAGAAUAACAUGCCGGUGCAGUGGAAUGAGGUGAGCUCAGGGACGGUGGACACCACAGCCAAGCUUCCCAAACAGCAGCAGCAUCCUCUCAGGGGGAACCUAGCUGUUGUACAGCAGAGGCAGAUUUUUGGGUCCUUCCAGAUGCAAGGUCAGGGCCUGAGCAACAACCAGCAAGUUGUGCCUAUGAGUCAGAAUAUAUCUAUGCAGGGGUAUGUGAACAAUAGCAGCCAGAGGUCGAUGAACAUCUCCCUCCAGCAGCAUCAGCAACAGAGACAAUGCAACAACGUGAACUUUAAUGACCAAAUGAGUCCUCAGCAAGGGUUUGGCCAAGAAGCAAUCCCAAGUUCUAUAUCUGGAAGCACUAGCAUGAGACCAACCCGCAACAGUAUGGCAGAUCCAGAGGUGCAGCGUUACAGAGCAAGGACACAGACUGAUGGGUAUUCUUAUCUGAACCAAGUGGAUUCUCAGCAAAAUUACAACGCUAUCUCCCAACAGCAGCACAAUGUCCAAAAUGGAGGCAGAGGAAUGUUACAACCCAGGCCUCCGACAGAGCCCAGGUCUACUGCCAGACCACACGCCGGGUCUAGCAUGACACAACCGAGCCGAUUGCUCAAGUCAUCUGAUUUGAGCCCCAGUCAGGGUAAUGAUACCUCUGAGGCAAGCCCAAAGAGGCCCAGCGGGUCAGUGGCCCACACCAGCAACUCAGAAAUUCAGAACUCUGCUGUGUUCUACACGGGUCAGAUUCACAUGUUUGAGCCACCUUCUGUCAGCUUUGAUGCCCCCAUGUCUCCAUGUGCCAGCCAGGCUCCUGCCAGCAACAACACUGCUGCAGCCAACAUGGCCUCGCCGGGAGUCAACCAGGUCUCCAGUAGCACGGUGGAUUCUUCCACAAGCGGAUCUGGGGGCGCGGAGCACGCCCAGAUCGACUUUGACACCAUGCUCGAUGACGGGGACCACUCGAGCCUAAUGUCAGGCACCCUGAGUCCUGGCCUUCUGCAGAGCCUCUCUCAGAGUUCCUCACGUCUCACCACCCCCCGCAACUCUGUCACCCUCGCGUCCGUACCAGCAGGGAUUGGCAACAUGGCCAUCGGUGACAUGAACUCCAUGCUCACAGCUUUGGCUGAGGAAAGCAAGUUCCUCAACAUGAUUAGCUGAGAGCAGUCAAACACCUCAUCAUCCAUCCAUUCUUACCAUGUCUAUCAGGAAUAUAAGGACUACACAAGAAAGCACUGAUUGUACAAUGCAAAACUGGUCAUUAUAUAAACUUUUUCUACAUUGUUCAUAGUAAUAUGCUUAUCUUGUAAUAUUUGUUUCAGAUUAUAUGUUACAUUCAAAAGUUAAUAGUAAAUAUAGAUAGGGUUAAGGACCAUUUUCUAUCAUUUGUUAAAAAGCCAUACUUUUUAGCUACAUGUCUAUGAUAGUCCAGGGUAUAUAAAUGCAUCAAGAACAAUUGCCAUUCAGUAUUUGCCGGCGUAACAGGCCUUUACAAAGUGGUGCACUGAUAGCAGUUCACAUAGUGCCUUGCUGAGGACAUAAAGAGUGAGAAUCUGAGUACGACACGAAAACAGACUCAUCAGGAAAUGAAGAGGAUAUGCAGCUCUCAGACUGUUAUGUGUAGGUGACACUGUACGGUACCUGCUCUGAGAUAUGUUACACACCUGACGUUUAAACUAGAGCUGUCAAACAAGUUAUAAAUGAUAAAUUCAUUUGGAACUGACUUGAGUCAAAUUAACUCAUGUAAGUGUUUUCAGGCGAUUGUUAAAACAGAUCAUGGGAGCGUGGAGGUGGUUCAGGCUCAGCGGUACGUUCGGCCCACAUCAGCUGCUUCCCCUCCACGCCUCCGACCGGCAGACCUCACACAGGGCGCUCUGAUUACGUUACUUUAGCUUCUGCAUUUGCUGCACAUGUGCAAGCUGCUUUUGACCCACCGCUCCUAAUGCUGUCUGACUUCAUCAGAAAGUUAAUCUGCAGUUCACAUAUGUUCACAUAUGCACUUAAUGUAACCAUCCUGCAGCAGAGCUGCUUCUGCUGCCUUCUGCAUCGUUUUUCUUUUAUGUACUAAAUGUUUAAAAUAAAUUUUUUGGAGUGUGUCACCAACACAUGCUUCAUAAAAUCUGAUUAAAUGUGGUUUACAGAGUGAAGCAUUUGACAGCCCUAGUUUAAACACACAGAUUUUAAGCGCUCUCUGAUCAGGAUCUGAGCUCGUGAGGAUGUGAGGUGUGAUUUCCUCCUCUGCCCUCUGGAUCAGACGUUCACUCUCCUCGGUCCCGUCUCACAAGGGUACAUGAUUGAAAAGGACAAGGAUGUGCAUCAGUGUUAGGCCAUCAGGGCACAUGAACCCCUGUGCAUCUGAUGAGGAGCACUCUCUGAAAGAAUAUACAAGUACCUCUGUGUGUUCUCAGUAGAGAUCCAACCCUAAUUAACACAUUCAUACCCCCCCCCCCCCCACACACUGCACCCCAGCUCUCCCCCGGGUCCUCGAUGAACUGCAGAGUCCAGGAAAGGACUCAGACUUUGAUAAUCUGGUUUUUCUGACAGGAUCGUCUGCAAACUCCUGUUUUAUUAUGUUUGCUCAAAUUCUAAGUAGCCUUUCAAAUGUCUGUGUGUAUGCUACCAUCCACUUUUACUAUGCUUGCUGUGUAUGUAUAUAGCUUUUGUACAUUUCAAAUAAACUAUCUCCUCUUUUUCUGUCUGAAUCCGCUCGCUGCAUCUUUGAAUCUGUGUUCCCUGGAGACGGACCGUGGAAGCGAGGCUGCACU